AUUGUGCGCCUGGGAGCAUUCAUUGUUUUACAAAGGAAAAAAAUUUGUCGUGCGUGCAUUGAAGAACUGAUUUAGCAUUUAGCUAGAAGUAGUAGAAGCCAAGCCAUGACGUCUGUGUGUGAGUUCUUGUAUCAGCUUUAUGCCAAGGCAAUAGUUCUAUUAACAUACAUGCUAAUACAACUUAUCUUCAUCAUCCAGUACCUUAAGUCAGAUACACAUCCAAUUUCCACCACCCAAUACCUCAAUUUCAUCGAAGAGAAGAACCCCACUAUUCAGUUCAAUAGAAGAUUGAAGGCAGAACACAUAGAUUGCAGAGUGUGCUUAUCUGAAUUCCAGGAAGGGGAGAAAGUGAGGAACCUCAAUUGCAGACACACAUUUCACAAGGAUUGCUUGGACCAGUGGUUGCAACAAUACUGUGCUACUUGCCCACUUUGCAGGAACCAGGUGCUCCCAGAUGAUGUUGUGGCCAACUACAACCUGCUUCAGAAUCAGGCAGAAUAUGAUGGGAAUGAUGACCAGCUUAUCUUUUUGUUAUCUGCAUUAAGGGGUGGUAGCACUUUGCGCAGAUAUCUCUGAUCUAGUUCCAUAAACUGAUGUAUCAAUUAGUCUUUUAGAUUCAAGGUUAUAUAUAGUAAAAGAAAGAUUCUAACUACUUUCCCUGCUAUAUAUUCUGCAUAAUACCUUGUUUUUUACUCUUUGAAUUUCGGUUUGCUAAAAUUUGGAAACGAUUUUAGUUUGAUGCUUCGGAGUCCACAUCGAAAUAUCCCAAAACGGAGAUGUAUUUGAGCAGGCUAUUUUUUUUUCUUUUAUCGAAAAUUUAA
This is a messenger RNA of Glycine soja, 821 nucleotides long. Its product is annotated as E3 ubiquitin-protein ligase RNF13-like. The record is from RefSeq and is a predicted model, not a curated record. The transcript has a single exon. The coding region runs from base 106 to 576 and encodes 156 amino acids. NCBI's taxonomy places the organism in Eukaryota, Viridiplantae, Streptophyta, Magnoliopsida, Fabales, Fabaceae.